AUCUUUAGAUAUCUUAGACUAGAAAUUAAUCCCCUCUAUAAAUAGGAAAAACUUUAGUUGAUUGAUUUUUUGCAAAAUGUCGUGUUUUUUUUUUUGUUCUUGUCAGAUUGAGAGGAGACUUGCAUCAGACCAGAUGUGGGGUGCAAACAGAUCUUCUGUGCAAAAAUACCCAAAGUACGCCAGUAAAACUGUGCGUGUUACAAGCUUUAACGACUGUGGUGAUAUUGUUAUACCACCUGACAGUUUAGCUGAUUCUGGAUUUUUCUACGCUGGUUUUGGGGACUGUGUGAGAUGCUUCCAGUGUGGUGUAGGUCUUCGUCACUGGUCUGAAGAAGACGACCCAUGGAUAGAACAUUCCAGAUGGUCAAAAGAUUGUGCCCUUGUAAGACAAGUGAGAGGUCAGGAGUUUGUAAAUCUUGUGCAGGUGGCCGUAGAAUACUCGCAGAACCAAAAUGCAAAUGAAGAAACACCAGGCGAUGGUACUUCAGGCACGAAUCAAGAAGCUCCAACUAGUGGAGAUAUAGAGAAUCUAAUGCAUACCGACGCUGCACAGAGUGUUUUAGAAAUGGGUUAUCAUCCAAACAUCAUACGAAGAGCUAUACGGGCAAUCAGGGAAAUAAAUGAUCAUGAAGACCUGACUGCAAUCAGUCUGAUGGAAAAGAUAUUUGCAUCAGAGAAAGCUGAUAUUUCUGCGAACAGUAAUGAGCACAUGGAACCAUGCAACAAAGUCUCACGUUACAGUCUACACAAGCCAAUUCGACGCCGAACUGGCUGUAACGUUACUAACAAGUGUGACUCGAAUGCGCAAUGUGAAAUGACAGGAGGCAGUUACACAUGCACGUGCAAUACAGGAUUUUCCGGGGACGGCACGACUUGCACGGAUAUAGAUGAAUGUGUAGGUGGAAGAGCUGUUCAGAAAAUGAAAACUGUAAAUACAGCAGGGAGUUUUACCUGCACCUGUAACUGGGGAUUUUCUGGUGAGGGUACAUCAUGUAUCCCGCAGAUAAAGUAUAAAUGUAACUCUGACGACAGUCUUUACUUGUACAACUUACCGGAAGACAGCUAUAUACAUUGUGUAUUUGCCAUGCAGGUUGAGACGGCCGGGGGACACAUGCUGUUUCCAGUGUCUGAUAUCAACUCUACCACUGUCGCAAUUUCAGGUUGUUGUAAGACAACAUGUGGCAAUAGAAAGAGAAGUGUCAUGGAGAGAGCGGUCAGAGAUCCAAGAUCAGUGUUCCCAGCGAGAAUUAACAAUGUCCUACGUGUAGCCGACAUUUACUCGUACCUGAGUGGAAGCAUGAGAAUUUCUGGAUCAUCUACAACAGCUGAGAAGUUGAUGAUGAUUAUUCUGCUUAUGACGGUUGGAAUACUUAAUGCACGAGAAAAUUAG
Molecule: messenger RNA, 1390 nt
Organism: Mercenaria mercenaria
Lineage: Eukaryota; Metazoa; Mollusca; Bivalvia; Venerida; Veneridae
Exons: 11
Coding region: 77-1390 (437 amino acids)
Biological process (GO): negative regulation of apoptotic process; regulation of cell cycle; positive regulation of protein ubiquitination
Cellular component (GO): nucleus; cytoplasm
Molecular function (GO): ubiquitin protein ligase activity; calcium ion binding; cysteine-type endopeptidase inhibitor activity involved in apoptotic process
Source: RefSeq, a predicted model, not a curated record